CAGGAUGGUCUCGAUCUCCUGACCUCGUGAUCCGCCCGCCUUGGCCUCCCAAAGUGCUGGGAUUACAGGCGUGAGCCACUGCACCCGGCCUAUGUGAUAUAUGAUUAUAUCAGUAAAGCUGGGUUUUUUUUUUAAAAAAAAAAAGGAAAAUAAUUAAGUUGAAAACUUAAGAACUUCUAAACAGCCUACUUAAGAUAAUUAGAAUGGAGUUAUUUCAGUAUUAAAUUGUGUAAAAUUUAACUAUUUAAUGUACUCUCAGACAAACAAAUUAUUUAAUUAUUUUAAAACUUUCUCUUUGACCCACAUUCUUAAAUGGCUGCAGGAAACCCAAGGACCAAGUGUAAGUAUAUAUCACUUUCAUUUUUGCAGUCUUUUUACCCAAUAUCCAGCAGUAUUAAAAUUUUGGUUGCCUUCAGUUAACCAUUUCUAAAUUGAAUACCUAAAUAUUACGGGGGGGGAGUUCUGUUAUAAAACUGUAGUAUGAAUACUGACUUUAAUUUUUAUUUUUAAGAUUUUUGCAUUUUAAUGUCUGUUAAGGAAAUACAAUAAAAAAUUUUAACAGGUAGACUUAAUAUAUAGUUUAGUUGUGAAACUGUAAAUGAAGAAAUGAUAAAACCCUUUCUUUAUUUUUUUUGAGACGGAGUCAUUCUGUUGCCCAGUCUGGAGUGCACUGGUGCGAUCUCAGCUCACUGGAACCUCUGCCUCCUGGGUUCAAGUGAUUCUCCUGCCUCAGCCUCCCAAGUAGCUGGAAUUACAGGCAUGCACCACCACACCUGGCUAAUUUUUGUAUGUUUAGUAGAGAUGGGCUUUCACCAUGUUGGUCAGGCUGGUCUCAAACUCCUGACCUCAAGUGAUCCACCCACCUUGGCCUCCCAAAGUGCUGGGAUUAUAGGCGUGAGCCACUGUGCCCAGCCUACCUUUUCCUUUUUAAGGUACAUUUACUUUGUGUAAUUAGACACUUUAUUCUUACAAUGCAUAGUAUAGAAAAUCUGAAGAUAAACUUUCUCUUUUCAGUCUUUUAAAAUGAUAAACUCCAAGGCAUUUCCAUAAUCUAUAUUGUGUUUGGUUUGGUUCAGUCAAUAAAUAUUUGACCCGAGACACUGGGAAUACUGCAACAAUAAGACAACAUUUUCUCAUAAAGUUCAUAUUCUAGUGUGGGAGAUAGAUAACAAUAAAUAAGGUGAUUUCAGAUAUUUAUCAAUGACCAGUGAAUGAAGUAAAGCAGGGCAAUUGUAUAGAGAGUAAUAUGGGAUGUGGUGUAGUAACAGUAUUAUAUAUGAGAGCAUGAUAUAAUGAGAAGGAGCCACCUGCAUGAAGACUUGGAAUAAGAUCAGCCACAGAGAAGGAAAAGUAAAUGAAAAGCCCAAUGUAAGCAUCAGGAGGGGAGAGUAGUACAAGAUGAGGUCAGAAAGAUAGGCAAGGGCUGGCUGCAGUGGCUCACACAUGUAAUCCCAGCACUUUGGGAGGCCAAGGUGGGUGGAUCACUUGAUGUCAGUAGUUCGAGACCAGCCUGACCAACAUGGUAAAACCCUGUGUCUACUAAAAAUACAAAAAUUAGCCAGGCAUGGUGGUAUGCACCUGUAGUCCCAACUACUGGUGAGGCCGAGGCAGGAGAAUCGCUUGAACCUAGGAGGCGGAGGUUGCAGUGAGCGGAUACCAUGCUGCUGCAUCCAGCCUAGACGACAGAGCAAGACUCCAUCCCCCCCCCAAAAAAAAAAAAAAAAAAGACAAGGACCAGAUGGUGAAAAGCCAUCAUGCUUUGAAUGUGAAUGAUCUGAAAGUGCAAUGGGAAGUGUCUAGAGGACUGUAAGCAGAUGAGUGGCCUGAUUUAUAUUUUUUAAAACCUACUUUGGCUACUUAGGUUUACUGGGGCAAGAGUAGCAGCAGAGAAAACAAAUAGGAAGCUAUUGCAAUGAUGCAGGAAAGAGUAGUGACUUUAGUUUAACUAGGUAGUAGUGGAAAUGGAGAGAAGUUUUCCUGAGUUCAAGAUAUAGUUAAGUUUAAAUAAUAGGACUUGUGUAUGAAUUGGAUGGUGUGGGAGGGAAAUCAAAAGUUCUGGGCCAGGCGCAGUGGCUCACGCCUGUAAUCCCAGCACUUUGGGAGUCUGAGGCGGGCAGGUCACAAGGUCAGGAGAUUGAGACCAUCCUGGCUAACACGCUGAAACCCCAUCUCUACUAAAGAUACAACAAAAUCCGGGCGUGGUGGUGGGCACCUGUAGUCUCAGCUACUCAGGAGGCUGAGGCAGGAGAAUGGCGUGAACCCAGGAGGCGGAGCUUACAGUGAGCCGAGAUUGCGCCACUGCACUCCAGCCCGGGCGACAGAGCGAGACUCCGUCUCAAAAAAAAAAAAAGUUCUGACUUGGAUGUGUCAAAUUUGUAAUUUCUGUUAAACCUGCAAGUGGAGAAAUCAAGUAGGCAGUUGGAAAGUGCUGGAGAUGUAGAUUUGGAAGUCCCAUGUUCUAUGUGGUCAUAGCAUGAAAGAGGUAUAGAUGAAAGUAGGAUGGGGUGGAGGCAAACCGGUAUACUAUGAAGAAUGAACCUUGAUAGUUUAUAAUGAACUUUGUGAAACCUUGUGAAAAAUUAAAGGCCAAGCUAAGUAGUUGAAGAAUUUCCACUUUUUUUUUUUUUUUGAGAUGGAGUUUCGCUCUUGUUGCCCAGGCUGGAGUGCAAUGGCGUGAUCUCUGCUCUCUGCAACCUCCGCCUUCUGGGUUCAAGCAAUUCUCCUGCCUCAGCCUCCCGAGUAGCUGGGAUUACAGGCAUGCGCCACCACGCCCAGCUAAUUUUGUAUUUUUAGUAGAGACAGGGUUUCUCCAUGUUGGUCAGGCUGGUCUCGAACUCCCGACCUCAGGUGAUCCUCCCGCCUCAGCCCCCCAAAGUGCUGGGAUUACAGGCAGCAGCCACCGCGCCCGGCUGAAGAAUUUCCACUUUGGAACCAAGCCCAGAAUUCAGAAUUAGAAGGUCCAGCUUAAAAAAUGUGUCCGACCUUUUUGUGAUGGGAGGAGCUCUUGUUUUAGAAUCUGCAGCUCUCUUGCACUGGCUAGAGAGGGAAGGUUACGGCCCUUUAGGAAUGACUGGAAUAUCCAUGGGAGGACACAUGGCUUCCUUAGCGGUAUCCAACUGGCCUAAGCCCAUGCCAUUGAUUCCAUGCCUGUCUUGGUCCACAGCAUCUGGGGUCUUCACUACGGGUGUGUUGAGUAAAUCAAUUAAUUGGAGGGAGCUGGAAAAGCAAUAUUAUACCCAGACAGUUUAUGAAGAAGAAAUUAUUCACAUGCUUGAAUACUGUGGAACAGAUUCUUUCAAAAUGGGACAAGAGUUUGUGAAACACUUCACUAGCAGUGCAGACAAGCUAACUAACCUUAAUCUGGUUUCCAGAACUUUAAAUUUAGAUAUAUCAAACCAAGUUGUAUCCCAAAAACCUGCUGACUGCCAUAAUUCUAGCAAAACAUCUGUCAGUGCGACAUCAGAAGGACUCUUAUUGCAAGAUACCUCUAAGAUGAAGCGCUUCAAUCAAACACUUUCAACCAACAAAAGUAGUUAUGCAAGUCGCAACCCUCAGUCAUACCACUUACUUAGUAAAGAACAAAGAAGAAACAGUCUUCGGAAAGAGUCUUUAAUAUUUAUGAAAGGAGUCAUGGAUGAAUGUACUCAUGUAGCAAAUUUCUCAGUCCCAGUUGAUCCAAGCCUCAUUAUAGUGGUUCAAGCCAAAGAAGAUGCCUAUAUUCCACGAACAGGAGUUCGAAGUUUACAAGAAAUUUGGCCUGGUUGUGAAAUCCGAUACUUAGAAGGGGGUCAUAUUAGUGCUUAUCUUUUUAAACAAGGACUCUUCAGACAAGCCAUCUAUGAUGCAUUUGACCGCUUCCUCCAUAAAUACGCUAACUAGUUGGAUUAUUAUAUGUAACCAGUGUGGCCAUGAUGUUUCUUACAAAAGGGAGCUUCAUCCUGUGAUCAUGUGAAGGACAAGCAGACAGCACUAAUAUAUCUAAUCGCUAUCAAUUUGGUCUGGAAUUCAUUGUUACACAUCAGUUAACUAUAAACUUCGAAUACAUUUGAAUAAUUUCAAGAUAAUAUUUGAAGUAAAUAAUGUUAAAGUGUUUUUACUAUUGUUUAUUGGAAUCCCAUAUAUUCAGUGUUUAGUCUGUUGUUACUGUUUAUGAAAAACUAAAUUUUUAAUCAUGAAUAAUUUAUUAAAUUAAUUUAUUCAUAGAAACUUUUCUGGGUUUUAGUAAAAUUGCUAAAUCAAACCAAGAUUUUAAUAUAUCAGCAUUUACUUUGUACCCUUAUAACAUUUCACUAUUGACUUGAUUUGAGAAACGUGUUUAUUUUUUGAAUGUUCUUGUGUUCAACUAAUUUUCUGCUGUGGAAAUAAAUACUUAUGAUAUAUAAAAUCAGUGUUAACUUUGAAUUCUAAAAUAUCCUGAUAGCUUCAUAGAUAAGUGCUUUUCUUUUUCUUUUUUUUUUUUCUUUUAACAUGUACCUCUACUUGAAUGUAAGUGCUUUUAAUAAUCAAAGUGAGUGGCAGGGUGCGGUGGCUCACGCCUGUAAUCCCAGCACUGGGAGGCUGAAGCGGGCAGAUUACCUGAGGUUAGGAGUUCAAGACCAGCCUGACCAAUAUGGAGAAACCCCCUCUCUACUACAAAUACAAAAAAUUAGCCAAGCAUGGUGGUGCAUGCCUAUAAUCCCAGAUACUCAGGAGGCAGAGGCAGGAGAAUCGCUUGAACCCGGGAGGCAGAGGUUGCGGUGAUCCGAGAUCACACCAUUGCACUCCAGCCUGGGCAACAAGAGUGAAACUCCGUCUCAAAAUAAUAAUAAUAAUAAUAAUAACCAAAAUGAGUGUUCUGCAGAUAAAAUGCAUUAGACUUUGCUAGACUAAAACUUUACUAAAGAUUAGGGUUUUAAAAAAAUGCCAAUAGGCCGGGUGCGGUGGCUCAUGCCUGUAAUCCCAGCACUUUGGGACGCUCAGGCGGGCGGAUCACAAGGUCAGGAGUUUAAGACCAGCCUGGCCAACAUGGUGAAACCCCAUGUCUACUAAAAGUACAAAAAAGUUAGCCGGGCAUUGUGGCGUGUGCCUGUAAUCCCAGCUACUCAGGAGGCUGAGGCAGGAGAAUUGGUUGAACCAAGGAGGCGGAGGUUGCACUGAGCUGAGAUUGCGCCACUGCACUCCAGCCUGGGCAACAGAGCAAAACUCCAUCUCAAAAAAAAAAAAAAAAAUUAAGCCAGGCAUGGUGGCAGGCACCUGUAAUCCCAGCUACUCGGGAGGCUGAGGCAGGAGAAUUGCUUGAACCCGGGAGGCAGAAGUUGCAGUGAGCGGAGAUCGCACUACUGCACUCCAGCCUAGGAGACGGAGCAAGACUCUGUCUCAAAACAAAACAAAAUGCCAAACUUAUUUCUCCCUACUAAAAAGUUUCAGUUCACAAAAAUGGAAACAUUGGAAGACCUGUUGCAUUAACUGAUGGAGUGCACUGGCAUGAUCUUGGCUCACUGCGACCUCCGCCUCUCAGGUUCAAGCAGUUCUCCUGCCUCCACCUGAGUAGCUGAGAUUACAGGUGCCCGCCACCAUGCCUGGCUAAUUUUUGUAUUUUUAAUAGACACGGGGUUUCACCAUGUUGGCCAAGCUGGUCUCGAAUUCCUGACCUCAAGUGAUAUGCCUGCCUUGGCCUCCCAAAGUGCUGGGAUUAUAGGCUUGAGCCACCACACCCGACCUGACAUUUUAUUUUUAUUUUUUUAAUUACAUUUUUUUAUAUGCUUAUUCUUUGGAUUGCUAACCAUCUAACUACCCAAAUACUUAACAGCCUUGGCUUUUAAUUUCAAAAUUUAAUAGACACAUAUGCAAUUGAUUUGUCCCAUAUAAACUUUAUUUUACAGAAAAUAUUUAAAGUUUUAUGUAAUAGCUAUUAACUCUCUUAAAUGGGGUUUAUAUGGCUCGAUUUGGUGCUUUCUUUUUAUGUUAAACUUCUCUAGCUGUCAGCUAAAAUGUUAAAAAAGUAGAAAAUAUUUUAGGGUAUUGUGUGAAGUUUUACAGUAGGUAUUUUUGAGUUUUGUUUGAAAUCUAUGUUGUCUGUGAAUUAUUUUUAAAUAGGGAUUCUUAGUCUACUAACGAUAUUUGAAUUAUAAUGUGCCUUUGCAGUCUUUUUAAAGGAGAUUUCAUUUGUCACCUCUAUGCCUCUAUCAUCUUAAUUUUUUACAAAUAUUUAAAAAUUAUUAAUGUGAAGUUAUUGAUGGUAGACAAAGUAGUAACUUCUUUCAAACUACUUUGGCAUAACAAGCCAACACUGUACAGCUCUUUGAGCUAUAAGCAAUUUUACAUGUUCAGAUGAGAACCUUUAGUUUUAACCAAAAGUAUAACAUCUACUAAAGUUCUUCCACAAAAUACUUUUUAAAAUAAAACUUGUCAACUGAAUUACGAUUUUCUUAUAUUAUAUAUAUAGUGAGGUUAUAUGAUUGAAUGCUUUUUGAACAAUGGUUUUAGUAAAACCAAUACUUUAUUAUUGUUCACAUAAACAUUUCUUACUAAGCAAUAAUGUACUAUGUUGUGGGAAUUUCUAUUGUUAAAAAAAUGAAAUGUUGAUUUAGUUUUAAUUCUUAGGCAUAACUAACUUUUUUCAAAUAAAGUGUGAAAGAAAGUAUUUUUAAAAUUUCAUCUCUUAACCAGAUGUUUUAAGAAUAUAUCCCUAGGCCGGGUGCAGUGGCUCACACCUGUAAUCCCAGCACUUUGGGAGGCCGAGGUGGGGGGACCACCUGAGGUCGGGAGUUCGAGACUAGCCUGACCAAUAUGGAGAAACCCCAUCUCUAUUAAAAAUACAAAAUUUAAAAAAAAAUACAAAAUUAGCCAGGCGUGGUGGCGCAUGCCUGUAAUCCCAGCUACUCAGGAGGCUGAGCCAGGAGAAUCGCUUGAACGCAGGAGACGGAGGUUGCAGUAAGCCGAGAUUGUGCCAUUGCACUCCAGCCUGGGCAACAAGAGCAAAACUCUGUCUCAAAAAAUAUAUAUAUAUCCCUAAAACUACCUCAGUUGAAGAAUUCAAAGUGCAAAAUAACUUUUCUUAGGAUUUUUUAAUCUAUUCCCCCCAAAAUGGUGGCUUAAGUAUUCUCAAAUACAUAAAUAUACACAUAUACGUAUAUGUAUAUGUUUUAUAUAUAUAUACACACACACGUAUAUGUGUGUAUAUAUAUGUAUGUACGUAUAUAUAUGUAUUAUAUAUACACACAUACAUAUGCGUGUAUAUAUAUAUAUAUAAAAUCUCAAAGAAGUGCGGUCUGCCAUUUAUCUGCCAUUUUGAGGAUUUAGGUACUACAUAAAAUAUUAGAAAUUCAUUUAGACCAGAUCUGUAAACUGGUAGUUCACAUAGGCCAGUUUGACCUACAGUUAUUUUAUUGGAUGUACAUAAUGUUUCAAAAAUGUUUGAAUUUGAAAAGUCUUUUGAUUGGGUAUGUGUUCCCCAGUUUGCCACAGCAUACUGGACUUCCCUCUUAUAUCAGACAACUUCUCUACUUUGUAGUUCCUGCUCAGCCCUGAAGACCUCUAAGUUUGAGACCCCUGAUUUAGAUCUGUAAUUAGAAAGAGGUUCUGAAUUUCAUGAUUUGCUAAUGUAAUUACUAUUAAGUCAUUUUAGCAUGUGCAUUUUAGAGUCCUUCUUUGUAUUUUUUGUAAUGUGGUGCUUUCUCUCAUAAAGAUAAUUGAAUUGUUAACACUGUAAUUGAAAUUUUAAAAAUCAUUUCCAAAUCUUUUAUUAUAUUUCACAGUAAAAGUCUAUUUAAAAAGCUAA
Gorilla gorilla gorilla (western lowland gorilla) is the source of this 7759-nucleotide messenger RNA. RefSeq names its product abhydrolase domain containing 18 (gene ABHD18). Lineage: Eukaryota; Metazoa; Chordata; Mammalia; Primates; Hominidae. The record is from RefSeq and is a predicted model, not a curated record. The coding region runs from base 2992 to 3879 and encodes 295 amino acids. The transcript is spliced from 7 exons.